UUGUAUCCUUUUUGAUGCUAAGAGCCCAUCGUUUUGAUGUCAGCCGGUUUGAUGGGAAGACGUAUUUUUCUACGCCAUUCGACUUUUAAUUAAUUGUGCAGCCUAAUUCUAAAUAUUAUUUGGUGGAAAGUGUUGCAAAAAGCGUCGACAGUUUUACUGAAAUGAAGAUAGGGGAAUUUAUAUAAAGUCAAAUGCGUUUUAACUACUGUUUUUAUGCCUUACGACAAGACUAAAGUUUGUGCCAUCGUUGACGAUUUAAAGGGCUAUAGGAGUGAUUUAUAUGUUUCUGGAGAAGCUUUAGCUGAGAAACUUGGAAAAGGAAAAGAAUAUAACCAAGUUGUUCUUAGCAAGUGUUUUGUCAAUAUUAACGGUUUUACAGUUUUAAGGAAUAAUAUAUUUUUUUAUUAA
Messenger RNA from Meloidogyne enterolobii, 408 nucleotides. The record is from the annotation of a GenBank genome assembly. NCBI's taxonomy places the organism in Eukaryota, Metazoa, Nematoda, Chromadorea, Rhabditida, Meloidogynidae.